AUGGCAUCACCUGAACCGCCAGUGCCCUUGAAGGACCACUGCUCAAUUAUUCACGACAACGUCCUCUACGUCUAUUCUCCUACUGCCUUCCUGACUCUGCCCCUGUCGAAGAAUGCUACCUGGAGUACCGAAGAGAACGGAGUGUCGGUCACAGGUGCACGGUGUGUAAAAGGUGGCCUAGAUGGUGAUAGCAACAACCCGGCACUAUACGUUGUGGGAGGUGCUACCAACAGCUCAUUCUCAGACUACCCCGGUUUACAAAGAUAUUCGAUAGCCCAGAAGAGAUGGGAGAUAAUCACUCCUAUGUCGGCGGUGACCGCAAACCGAUUGUAUCACGGUGCCACGUAUCUGAAUGCUUCUUCCGCCUUACUUGUGUACGGCGGCUCACAAAACAACAAUCUCGGACUUUCGACUGAAACCUUCCUCAUGCUUAUGUAUCCUCCAUAUCGAGUCCAAGCAUAUUCAUCCAUAGCACCAGCCGUGGUGAAUCCUUCCCUCCUCCCCUUCACGGAAGAUAAGGCACUGUUGGUUGGUGGAGGCAACGGCAAUCAAGCGGUCUUUGCUUUCCAUCCUGAUCCUGGCUGGGUCAAUCUUGGAGUAGUGCUUCCAUCCGUACUUCCUGAUCCUUCGAUAGCUCAAGUUAACUUGCAAGCCUUGGCGGACGGCACAAGGAUACUGCAAACGUUUUACACGAACGAGACUCCUAACCGCAUCACAAGGAAUGUAAUCACCAAUCCUGGCUUCAUUCCUGCACCAUAUGGUCAGACUAUCGGCGAGCCCGCAACUACUAGCGCGAGGAUGGUUCGCAGGCAACUGAUUCAGGGUAACUAUCCUGCUUACAACAGCACCAACGCGCCCACAGAGCAGCGGACAGGCGCGUCGUUGGCGUCUAGUUCGAAUCUUGUUGCUGUCGUUGGAGGCGACGCUAAUAGUACUGUAUCAGUUUUCGAUUCAACAAGUAAUAGCUGGUUAGAUUCGAGGGCACUGUUCGGCGAUACGCAAUCCAUCUUGACAGCAUCUAGCACAUCCUCAUCCACCCCGACCUCUACUCCCACCACAAGUCAGACUCGUGCUGCUACAUCGGCUGCAUCGUCAACCCCAGCCGCUGCACCGUCCGACGGUAGCGGCACUAAUGGUCUCGCUAUACUUGGAGGUGUCCUGGGUGGUAUAUGUGGUCUCGCAGCUAUCCUAAUUAUCACGUUACUGUGGUUGAGAUCUGUCAAACGGAGGCAGGCUCUCGAAGCCAAGAAUAAACAAAAUGAUCCAGCGUAUCCUGACGAUAAACACAGACAUCUCUCACCUGGUGGGCAGGGUAGUAAUGGAAGCACACCAUUAUCACAGCAGGCGCAACCUAUGGGUCGAAGUCCUGUCCCCUCAGCUAUCAUCGCAGAUCGAGACUCUCUUGCUUUGUUCGGCAAAGAUGGAGAGAAGAGCAUGGAACCACGAAUGCAGCCUCCGAGUGGUUCCAAACUAAACCCUAGCCAUGGCGUAAAUAACAACAUCACUUUCUUUAAGAGCAAUAACAAGACUCCACUGACCAUUUCGAAGCCUAUGAUGCCUGAUCUAGGCGACUAUCAGGAACGUCCCAGUGUUGAUCUUGGCAAAGCCACUCCUGCCGCACCUGUAUUGCCUCCUAUUGGUGGCGUGUCGCAGCAAAAAGCAGACCAGAGGAAAACAGACGAGGGCUGGGCAAAGUAUUUCCAAGCAGACAAGGACGAGAAGUUGCCGCAACGUGAGAGUGGUUAUACUGUGAACUACGAAGAUGAUCCGAGACGUUCGACCUCAAGGCCCAGCACAGCUAAAGGCGGCGGGACGGGGUUUUGGCCUGGCACUGGUGUACCUACCUCCAACAGGUCUAACAAGCUACCUACAAGGGACAGUGCUGGCAAUCUGCUCACUCAUGCUACUGUUGCAGCACCAAGCCCAAGUCUAGUUGUUGGUCACCAGAACCCACAAACACGCGAUUUGUCAGUAGCAGCGCCUGCGAAAGCCAAGAUAUCUAGCGCAGAUUCCAUUAGUACUGAUCAUAGCUCUGACGAUGGAUAUGAGGACGAGGAGAUGGACGCCUAUUCCGAUACCCGAGAAAGCACAUAUCAGCAGAAUGCUUGGAACCCCAUCGGCAAUACUUGGUCAGGCCCUAAUUCGAGACCCUUGAGGCCGCCCAGUGUGAGAAUAGGAGCUGCUGCCUUCCCACCACCUACCUCAAUGUCCGAAGAGACCACGAACACAUCCACAAGUGGAGCAUCCUCCAUUCCGGCCUUCCCACUGCCCACCGCUUCUAUCGGCAGAGCAGAUACCACGGACCAGUAUCACUGGCUUACGACAGUAGAUAGACCCCCUCCGCCGGCUGUGCUCAAAGCUACUUCUGGACAUACAAGACAACCAAGUAACACAGUACGAUUGCAAGGUGGACCGCCGGUACAGGAUUACUUUGGUCCACCACCCGGCACAGCAUCGUCUCAAGGGACGUUUGGUGGCAGGCCUCAUGAUAGUAACGACAUGUCUUGGUUGAACUUGGGCACACCAGCUCACGUACAUGGCGGUCCACCACCAGGCGAUCCGCGAGAUCCUGCGUGA
Molecule: messenger RNA, 2577 nt
Organism: Lithohypha guttulata
Lineage: Eukaryota; Fungi; Ascomycota; Eurotiomycetes; Chaetothyriales; Trichomeriaceae
Exons: 1
Coding region: 1-2577 (858 amino acids)
Molecular function (GO): protein binding
Source: RefSeq, a predicted model, not a curated record